Messenger RNA from Darwinula stevensoni, 2160 nucleotides. Lineage: Eukaryota; Metazoa; Arthropoda; Ostracoda; Podocopida; Darwinulidae. The record is from the annotation of a GenBank genome assembly.
AUGGUGGUCAAGAACGAUCGAUGUUUCACCUCCUACCGACUCCAGAAGCAACGGCUCCUCGUUGCAGCCACCAUGAAGAAGCCUCCAGGGGGAGGCUGUGCGGAAGACUCCAACUGUGUCGCAAAUGCUGUUUGCCUGAGGCAGUGCAAUUGUGUGGAAGAAUUCCAGCCAGAAGGACUUCACUGUGUUGCAAAGGAACCAGGACUGGGAGAUCUCUGCGACACUGACGUCGGAAAUUGCACAGUAGAGAACUCGGAAUGCAUCGGAGAAGAAGAAUCAAUGACGUGCCAAUGCAAGGAUGAAUUCGAACAAGUCGGAGAGGAAUGCAUUGGAAAGGAGCCUGGUCUGGGUGAUCUCUGCAACACCACCGUGGGAAAUUGCACAGAAGAGAACUCGGAAUGCAUGGAGGAAGAACAAUCAAUGACGUGCCAAUGCAAGGAUGAAUUGGAACAAGUCGGAGAGGAAUGCAUUGCAAAGGAACCAGGACUGGGAGAUCUCUGCGACACCGACGUCGGAAUUUGCACAGUAACGAACUCGGAAUGCAUCGGAGAAGAAGAAUCAAAGACGUGCCAAUGCAAGGAUGGAUUCGAAGAAGUCGGAGAGGAUUGCAUUGGAAAUGAGCCUGGUCUGGGGGAUCUCUGCAACACCACCGUCGGAAAUUGCACAGUAGAGAACUCGGAAUGCAUCGGAGAAGAAGAAUCAAAGACGUGCCAAUGCAAGGAUGGAUUCGAACAAGUCGGAGAGGUUUGCAUCCCGCAGUGUGCAUUGAUUGAUGACUGCGAUGAGCUGCUUGACAUCAUUGAUGACCUUUCUGACAUGCUCAACAACUCUAAUUCUCUUGACAUCAUAUCGAACUUGACUUCGGCGAUUGGAAAUGAUGAAGAGUUGUCAGGGGAGGAGAUUGACUCUAUUGUGGAUUUUCUCGAACCGCUUUUCAAGAUAUUUUUGGAAAACUUGGGCGGAGAUGGCAUGCACAUGGAGAGUGCUCAGAUGUUUCUCACGGACUUCACAAUGGUUACGGAUUACGUCCUGAGGGCUGGCACCGGAUGGAUGAACAUCACACAGCGCAAACGAACAGAGACUUUCUCAGCCCUCCUGACGACAGUCAGUCAUUACUCUCUUAUGCUCUUGGAAAAGCUCAUCCUAGAUUUUCAUGAGGAAUUCGAGUUUGCAGAGGAAAAAUCUACAUUUCUGAUCGAAAUCUCCGGACAUAAGAAAGGAGUCGCAACCCCGCUCAUUUUCCCCAGUACUGAGAGCAAAACGUACUUGAAGUUGCCCAGGACAUUUCAAGAUGAUUUGGAUGGUGACUAUUUCUCUUACGUCGGGGUCUUGUAUAACAUUCAGUAUGUGAACCAACUCCUGCCCGGUCAUCGAAAUGUGUUGAAAGCACAGAAAACAGUCAAUUCUAAACUUUUGAGUCUAACCUUCGAAGUCGAUCAAACUACGAAACUCACGAAUAAUGUCACUCUUGUUAUGGAAAACAUGGACGCUCCUCGAGACCCUCCUUACCACGAAAUUUGGAGAGACCUUCAUGAAGGAGAGGAACCGACAUUAGUGCCUCUAUCCCAUCGCUGCACCUUCUGGAAUUUCAAUAAUCAAGGUUAUUGGGACACGACUGGCUGCCAUGAGGUGUCUUCUGACAGGGAUCAGACUAUUUGUGAAUGCAACCAUCUGACCAACUUUGGAGUUCUCAUGGACCUACACGGAUAUGUUGGACGUAGUGUGGGGCUACAAGUACUUACCAUCUGCCUAUCCUCCAUCUCCAUCCUUGGACUCACUCUUGCCCUGGUCAUUUUCCACAUUUCUGAGAACGCGACGCUGAAAUCGGUGAAGCUGAACAGGCAUUUGUGUUUCUGUCUCUUGGUGUGCCAUAUUCUUCUACUGCUACUGAUUGACCGACAAGUUUUCAACUUGCCUGAGAUCGGUUGUGCCCUGUCGGGAGUACUUCUUCACUACUUUUUCCUUUGUGCCUUCAUGUGGAUGGCCUUGGAGGGCAUCUUCAUCUAUCAGCACCUUGCCCAGGUGUUCCCAACUAACUACAACCUCUCCACUCGGAUGUACUUGAUCGUCGGAUACGCUGUUCCUUUCGGGAUAGUUGGCAUCACAGCUGCUGUUUCCUUUGCCACCGACACUCAUGGAUACGGAGAUGGAGAGUUGUGA